AACGUGUGCACGUUGGUGGGGCGGUAGUGUAGUGAACUGCCUGACGGCUCGCUAUCAAUAAAACGGAUCCGCACGGACGUAACUCCGCAGGGAUGGCAGAUUUCCUGGAGGACACGCUGCCCGAUGAAGAGAGGGAGUUCCAGAAAACUAUAGCUCUGAUCGGAGGUAAAGAGAGGAUUUACUUGGUCGGUGAUGCCGGUAAGAGUAAAGAGGUGGACGGGGAUGACUCUGGAAUAUUGCAGGAGUUUAUCAGUGACAUGUUUUACUACAGCAACGGGGAGCCCCAAAACUCUCCUUCGGGCAUGCAAGACAAUACUGCAAGUACAUAUCCUGUUUGCGGCAAAACCGAGACUAAAAGCAAUGAAAUACCUCUGAAAGCGAGGCCUACGGGUUUGGAUUUGAGAGCCUGUUCGGUGGUUGAGGACGUGGAGAAAGUGAAUCCGCCGGCGCACAAUGGCAACACUAAGAGAACAGCAACGAGGAGAGCAAAUAUUUACAGCCGAAAGCCUAUAGACUCUCCUAUCAUCAUAUUCGUCUUCAGACAGACAUUUUUAAGCAAAAGUUCUAACGAAUUGUGCUUAAAAGAGACACUGAAGGACGUAAAGGCACGCACGAAACGCGCCAGAAUCGCCACACCAGCUCUGGUUGGAUUAAUACGCACCGGAGAGGAGAGCGCCGAGACACAUCUGUGCGCAACUCUGGAGAGACUGAUCCGCUCUGUGUUCCACAAACAUUUACCAGAAACAAUAUGGGUCGGCUGUUUCAUCCCGAAGACAGAGGCCAGAAUCCUCAGCAUCAAGAAAAACGCCUGCAAAGUCAUAUACUCAUCCCAAACAGCAGAUAAUACCAGGGAUAGAGGAAACCCGCUUCUCUGGCCAUUCCAAUGUUUGUUCGGGGAUCAUAGAAGAGGCCAGGCCAACAACUCUUCAAACGGCAGGCAAAGAGGUAACACCGGAAGUAAAGAGGAGGGUAUCCCUUUGAAAACCAUUUCCCUGUCUGCUGGACCUCAUGUGGAUGUAGGAGACAGCUGAUGUCAAGACACUGACCUGCAGCUGCAGGCAUAUCACUGCAGACAAUCAUUCUGUCUUAACUUUCAAUAAACAGUUAGCCUCAUUGUGCUACAGAGCCUUACUACAUGUAACACCGUUUCUUCAUAGUGUUACAUAUUUGCAUCGCAUCUAAGAAAAUGUUGGUAAAUAGUCUAAUCUGUUGUCAUUUAGCAGAUUUACACACAAUUCAUGAUGAAAAAUUGUUAUAUUAACUUUCACACCAUUUAAAAACAUAAUUUCAGGCCUAAAUAGAGAUGUGUCUGUUAGUUUAACACUGUGUGCACUGCAAUAGGGCUAGGUUGUUGCAAAAGUAAUCUUUUAACAUGAUGCAUAGUCAAGUACAGGGUUAGACUGCCAACUUGUCCCAAAACCCCAAUGCUUUUAAAAGGCCCAUGUUUUUGUGUGUCAUCUGGAAUAUACAUUUGCAAAGCACAACUCACGUAAAUAGGGCCAUUGUUGAUAGGGCCCCUUACCCUUGGGAGGUUAAUCCCACCAUAGUUACAGUUGGGAAUCUGUUCUUGUUUUUUACAUUCAUUCACUCAUUAGAAAUGUGUGCCUUAGAUUAUUGCUUUUGGCAAUAGCAUUAUCUGCAUCUGGAUGUAACCAUUUUCGCUCAUUAUGUAUUUAUGUAGACUUCUAGACCGUACAUUCAAAUAAAUAUGUAAAUAAACAGAUUUAAUUUUG
Messenger RNA from Eleginops maclovinus (Patagonian blennie), 1733 nucleotides. RefSeq lists its product as uncharacterized. NCBI's taxonomy places the organism in Eukaryota, Metazoa, Chordata, Actinopteri, Perciformes, Eleginopidae. The record is from RefSeq and is a predicted model, not a curated record.